AUGGAUAUAAUGUUAAUUUAUAUUGUUGAGCUUAAAGUCAUAAAUACGCUAUUGGCAUGUUAUGGACAAACGAUUGGAAGUUUUAAUGAAGAAAUUAAAGAAAACUAUAGGGAUUUUCAUACAAUCCCCAAGCCAGAGUUUAAAAAAUUGGAAAAUGGUGAUUUUAUGGUUACUGGCUGGAUCAAAGAUACUUUGCAGUGCAAAAAUAAUCAGGAAAAUGCCAGGAAAAUCAAGGAAAUUAUUCCAAAAGUUGUAAUGCUUAUGAGAAGCUUUGAUACCUAUGGUGAAAUAUUUAGCACAUCACCAAAGCUAAUUUUCUUGAGUUUGCUUGUGAAUAUUUUAUAUUUUGUAUAUCAAGUUGAAGAAUAUUUUACUGGCUCCAAUUUUAUUUACUUUAUGCUUUCCUUACUGAUUAUAUGGAAAAAAACAAAUAAUGUCCAAACAAAAAUUCAAACUCUGGGUUUGGAUAACUAUCGGUUGUACUUGGACAUGCCCUUACGUACAUUUCUAAUUGAAGAAACUAUCAUCAAAGCAACUUUUUUAUUCCUCUACAAGUAUUGCUACUUCAAUGAAAAAUAA
Ceutorhynchus assimilis (cabbage seed weevil) is the source of this 579-nucleotide messenger RNA. The record is from the annotation of a GenBank genome assembly. Lineage: Eukaryota; Metazoa; Arthropoda; Insecta; Coleoptera; Curculionidae.